AUGAAAAUGAGUCGUAUGGACGAAAUUGUGGUAUUAAAAAUAUGUAACGGUGUUGUAAAUGUCAAUUUAAUUGAUGAUCUCGACGAGGAAGAAACAGAUGAAACAAAUUGUGAUGAAUGGAAACACAUUUGUGCUUUACGUAACUCUGAUUGUGAAAGUCCGUUUGAAUACAAGGCUACUGCCGAUUCACUUCCACAUAAAAUUGAUAUGAAAUAUCAUAUUCCAUAUUGUCGAACUAACUAUCCAACCGAUUAUAGAAAAAUCUAUCGAUGUACAAAUAUUUGUGUUACAAUCGAUCAAUUGUGCGAUGGUCGAAGAGAUUGUCUGUCAAAUGAAGAUGAACAGAUUUGUCCUAGUAGAGUUAAUUCAAGUUGUCCUGAAGGUAGGUUCUAUUGCAAAGGACGGGGGCCCGUAUCGUCCAAAUGCUUGAUAAAUGAUGUAAAAUGUAAUGGAGUAUGGGAGUGUUCAGGGUAUGAUCAUGAAGAUCGAGAUGAAUUAUAUUGUAACUUAAUACCACAAUUUCGUCCAUACGACUCAUUUUCAUUCAAUCAACAUAGUCAAUAUCCGCCAAUAGGUAUUAUACACUAUGAAAUGAAUUAUAUUCAAGAACAACCAUUUCAUGUACGUCAUCAGUUUCAUACGCGUCGUUCAUUGAUUGAUAACUUAACUAUUACUUAUGCAUGUAAUCAUGGUAUAUUAGUUCACGGUGUUAAUGACUCAUACACAUGCUUUUGUUCUCCGGCUUAUUUUGGUGAUAAAUGUCAAUAUCAGCAAGAACGUUUAACUGUUCACUUGAGAUUAGAAACAACGAUAAUAGAUGACGCUGACACAUAUAAAAUCCUUAUUCGUCUUCAAACAUCAACGAAUAUGUUUUAUGAUUAUAUUGAUUUUACAUUCAUCAACUAUGAUCAAACACCAUAUAAAACCGUUGUCUAUUUAUUGACUCCAGGUCUACAUCAACAAUAUUCUGUCAAUAUUGAUAUUUUCCAAAUAACUAAAAAUAAUGUCUCCCAUCAUUCAUCUUACCAUUAUCCAGUGUCAUUUACAUUUUUACCUGUUAAUCGUUUAGCGAAACGAAUAAUCAUUGAAAAUCAAAUGAGGUCAAUUUUAUGUUCUAUCGAAUGUUCAUUAAAUAGUCAUUGUAUGUCGUAUGCAAAUAAUGCAAAUAAACAUUUUUGCUUGUGUGAUCCAGGUUGGACAGGCGAUUUAUGUGAUCAGAAAGUCAUUUUGGUGUUAAUUGUUACAUAA
Molecule: messenger RNA, 1248 nt
Organism: Didymodactylos carnosus
Lineage: Eukaryota; Metazoa; Rotifera; Eurotatoria; Philodinida; Philodinidae
Source: the annotation of a GenBank genome assembly